Miscanthus lutarioriparius is the source of this 1095-nucleotide messenger RNA. NCBI's taxonomy places the organism in Eukaryota, Viridiplantae, Streptophyta, Magnoliopsida, Poales, Poaceae. The record is from the annotation of a GenBank genome assembly.
AUGGAAGCACUGCAGUGGAUUCUCUCAGCUGGGACCAGUUUCUUCAAAGGGAUCCAUCUGAGCAACGACCUGGAGCGCCUCCGAGCCACCUUGCCCAAGGCUCGCAUGCUCAUCUGUCGCAGCGAGUGGGGCAUGUUCAAGGACAAGCAGCUCGCGAAGCUUCUCUCGCAUCUCAAGGACACCACCUACUAUGCAGAGGACCUUCUCCGCCAGUUGGAUGACCAAGUGUUGCGGCAAAGGAUAGAGGACGCUAAUCGGAGCAGGGCAGGAAGGAUAAAGGAGACCCAAGAUAAGCUCGACAAGGUUGUGGCUGAGAUCGAGGGGAUGCUCAAUCUUAUGGGUCUUAUGAGCGUUGAGCCAUCUCAGAUCAUGCCGGAGACGAGUUCAGUCAUCAGUGCUCUGGAAGUGGUUGGUCGUGAAGCUGAAAGAAAUCAAUUGAUCGAGAUGCUUGGUGUGAUGAUUGGGCGUGAGACCCAACGGGAUCAGGUGGUCAAACUAUUGGGAGUGCCACUCACUAGGGGUAGGAGGUCUGCAGGGUCCAACGGAAAGAGAGCAGCAGCUGGUAGUGGUGUCGCAUCAACAUCCAGAGCCAAGCAAUCGAGAGGAAACAGUGGCAGGGCUGGACAUGCUGAGAUGAACUGCAAAAGCAAUGUUUCUGUCAUCCCAAUUGUCGGCGUUGGCGGGGUGGGGAAGACCACCCUGGCUCAGUAUAUCUACAAUGACCCAAGGGUGAAAAACCACUUUAGUGUGAUAAUAUGGGUCUGUGUGUCAGACUUCUUUGACAAGAAAAGGAUAACAAGGGAGAUCAUUGAAUCCAUCCCCGGGGAGGAAUUCAACCCAUCAUCAUCGUGCAGUCUAGAUGCUCUUCAUGUGAAAUUGAUGGAUCGGCUGAAGAGGUGCCCGAAAUUCCUUUUGGUGUUAGAUUACUGCAGACGGCCAUGCAAUGCAGCGCGAAUCAAAACGUUCACUCAAGGUUUCAUAUAUGCAAGCAUGGGUCCUCAUAAGCGUGUCCUUGCGCGGGUACUCGUCCGGCAGCCAUUUUCCGCGUACACCGCGUGUGUCGAGGCCCGAGGUCAUGCUAUGCGGCCCACGUAG